ACUGGUUUAUUAUUACUUUUGGCACUCUAUGUCUUUCUCUCCAAAACCUUAGGAUAACAAUAGGAUCGCAUGAAACGGUAUUUCGCACUCUGAAAAGUCGCGACGUUCUCUCUCCUUUUUUCUCUCCCCCUAGUUUCCCACUGCUCUGCUCUGCUCUGCUCUGCUAUGCAGUUCCCACUCUCUCCAUGAAGGAACCUCACCACUCUUUUUCUCCUCUCUAAAUCUUCAUCCUCAAUCCAACCCAUUUCCCCUGUUUUUUUGUUUCUUUCUUCACUUCCAAAUCAACGAAGGAAACUUUUUUUUUUUUUAAGGAAAAAACCGACCAGUAAUGGAGAAAAAGCAAGGUUUUUUCUCUGCUCUCAAAGAAGAAGUAGUUCGUGGGCUUUCACCUUCCCGCUCGAGGUCCAACAGCCCUGCAAGAGCACGUUCACCCUUGGCCAGUCUGUUACGGAGAAAGAAAAACAACCACAACAACUAUGGAGGCGCUUACAUGGCGCAACCGGAGCCCUUGAUCGCGAGAUCCGGCAGUCUGAGGCCAGUCGGGGAAGCGUUAGCUCCGCUCAUGGAAGGUCCGGAUCCAGACGGAGGCGAAGUCGGGGAUUCAAAGCGGGUUGGUUCGGCGCUAGGACAAUGGGUUAAGGGACAGUUAUCAAGGACUCCUUCGGUUGCUUCGAUGAGUUAUAGAAGGUCUGAUCUAAGGCUGUUGAUUGGGGUAUUGGGUGCGCCUUUGGCUCCAGUUCAUGUUAGCUCCACUGACCCUUUGCCUCACUUGAGCAUCAAAGAUACUCCCAUUGAAACUUCCUCUGCUCAGUACAUAUUGCAGCAGUAUACAGCUGCUUCUGGUGGGCAGAAGCUGCAAAACUCCAUUCGGAAUGCCUAUGCAAUGGGAAAGCUCAAAAUGGUAGCAUGUGAAUAUGAAACUGCUACAAGGACUGUUAAGAACCGUAAUGGGUCUAGAGGUGCAGAGUCUGGUGGGUUUGUACUCUGGCAAAUGAAUCCGGACAUGUGGUAUGUUGAACUUGCGGUUGGGGGCUGCAAGGUUCAUGCUGGUUGUAAUGGGAAGCUUGUGUGGAGGCACACACCUUGGCUUGGUGCUCACACUGCAAAGGGGCCUGUUAGACCCUUGCGUCGUGCACUUCAGGGUCUUGAUCCAAGAACUACAGCUAGUAUGUUUGCUGAUGCAAGAUGCAUAGGAGAGAAAAACAUUAAUGGUGAGGAUUGCUUCAUCCUUAAGCUCUGUACUGAUCCUCAGACACUGAAGGCAAGGAGUGAAGGCCCUGCAGAGAUUAUUAGGCAUGUUUUAUUUGGCUACUUUAGUCAGAAGACUGGACUUCUUGUUCAUAUGGAAGAUUCACAUCUGACUCGCAUCCAAUCUAACGGUGGUGAUGCUGUUUAUUGGGAAACUACAAUCAAUUCAUAUCUUGACGAUUACCGACCUGUUGAAGGUAUCAUGAUAGCACAUUCUGGGCAUUCUGUUGUUACACUAUUCAGGUUUGGGGAAGUUGCAAUGAGCCAUACAAAAACAAAGAUGGAAGAAGCUUGGACAAUUGAAGAGGUUGCCUUUAACAUACCUGGCCUUUCUAUUGAUUGUUUUAUCCCUCCUGGUGAUUUGAGUUCUGGAUCCAUUGGCGAAACCUGUGAACUCCCUCAGGACGAAAGGGGAAAGAGUGCAAUUGCUUUAGCAGCACAUCAUGCCAAAAUAACCGCCCUAGAAAAGGCACAGGAUAGCAGUGCUGACAGCAUGAUUUGGAGGAUGGAAAUCCGAUGAACAUCUUGGCAAUUGUUCAUAUUGAUAGCUAGCGCAGAUGACUAACCCGUUAGAAGUUACAAGGUAGAAGUCAUUUUUUUGACUUUGGUUUAUACCUCUAUUAAUCUGUAAAUAGAGCAUAAUUAUUCACAGGUUCCGGUGGACCUGUAUGAAUCUUUAUACUCUCAUUCCGGAAUCCAGCUACGGAGUUGGAGCUCAGUUUUCCAGUUAGGGAUAGGGCUAAUGGAGGUUGUUUUUUAGGUUGCUUGAUGGUAGGUGGUGAAGCUGUCUCAUUAACCUUUUUAUAGGUACACUAACUCUAAUGGUUAAUGAAUAUAAUGUGGCAGUCUAAAGAGUACUGCCGCUGAUUAGCAUGGGUUUGACAGUAAGGUCUAGUUUUUAAUGUUACUGUUUCUGGAUUUGUGAUUCAUUGUGAUUGUUUGACUUAAAAGCUGUUUUGGGGUUUGGGAAGGAAAAGAGAUUUUGCUGGAUAUGGUGAUCAUAAGCAUGGUAAAUGAGAUGGAACUAACUAUUUUUCUUACCUGCUGUAACAAAAUGUGUUAAUGACCUGAGUUCUGGUUGGGUGUAUGGUUGCUUUUGUCCAGCGCUGCUGAAAGCAAAAUGUAAACAGAAAACAUCAUGUUCAUCAGCUAUUUAAUGCUCCUGAUGGAUACAGAGAUCUGCAUAUUUCCUUCAUCUUCCUUUCUUUCCUCUGAAUUGUAUUUUACUACCAUCAUCAUCUUUGAAUUAAGCGUUGAAACUUCUUUCUUUUCAAGUUGCGAAUGGCCAAGCUUAUUAUAAUAGUAC
Molecule: messenger RNA, 2554 nt
Organism: Durio zibethinus
Lineage: Eukaryota; Viridiplantae; Streptophyta; Magnoliopsida; Malvales; Malvaceae
Source: RefSeq, a predicted model, not a curated record